AAGCGCACACGGGUCUGUGAGCGCACGAUCCGAACAACCCUCUUGAUACAGACAGCUGUUUUGCCUUCUUUACUAGAGAUACGGUUGACAACUCACACGUACAAGGGCGAUGGACGGUCCGGUUUUCCCGGGUUAUCUGAGAAGUAUGUGAAUUUUCCGAAUUUGAACACAUUUUGAGAAAUUGGAAUAAGAACCGCUACAAUGUCACAAGUGGAGGUUGAAAUAGCUGGACGCGGCUUCCCAAGCCUCUCCGUCGACCUAAACGAUGACUGCUUAUCUGGUCGAGUCCCGUCGAUGCCACUGACCUACAAUUUGGGGACCAGGAGAAACUCUUAUGGGCUUCACAAAAUUAACAUGGACAUUGACCCACAACUAUAUGGCGGGGCGCUUUCAAAGGCUCUGUCCUGGUCAGCGGAGAAUAUUUUAACGUUAAACGAGGCCAGAGUAGAAGAAGACGACAAAACGGAUACUCCACCGGCGUCUCCAUCUCCAGUCUCCAGCCCGGGCGCGAGCAUCACCGGCAGCACGCCCCCCUGUACCCAAGUCUCGGACCCCGUCACCCCGCUGGACAACAACUGGAGCUCGCUCCCGAGCCCCAACACACAAGAUGCCAGCUCGGACUCAGACAACGAGCUUGUUCAAAAUAAAGCACACAAAGUGUUGUCACGCAGUCCGUAUGAAAGCAAAUGUGAACAGGAGGAGAGGGAGGACAUUGAGACCAAAGCUGUGGCCACCUCACCUGAUGGAAGAUACCUGAAAUUCAACAUUGAGAUUGGGAGGGGAUCGUUCAAGACCGUCUAUAAAGGACUGGACACAGAGACUACUGUGGAAGUGGCAUGGUGCGAGCUGCAGACGCGUAAGCUGACCAAGGUGGAGCGGCAGAGGUUCAGCGAGGAGGUAGAGAUGCUGAAGGGUCUGCAGCACCCAAACAUUGUCCGCUUCUACGACUCCUGGAAGGACAACUCCAAGGGCCUCAAGUGCAUCCUUUUGGUCACUGAGCUCAUGACCUCCGGCACCCUCAAAACGUACCUGAAGAGGUUUAAGGAGAUGAAGCUGAAGCUACUGCAGCGCUGGAGCCGUCAGAUCCUGAAGGGGCUCCACUUCCUCCACACCCGCACCCCUCCCAUCAUCCACAGGGACCUCAAGUGUGACAACAUCUUCAUCACCGGCCCCACCGGCUCCGUCAAGAUUGGAGAUCUGGGCCUGGCCACACUCAAAAGAGCCUCCUUCGCUAAAAGUGUCAUUGGUACCCCAGAGUUCAUGGCUCCAGAGAUGUAUGAGGAGAAGUAUGAUGAGGCUGUGGAUGUCUAUGCCUUUGGGAUGUGUAUCCUGGAGAUGGCCACAUCAGAGUAUCCCUACUCCGAGUGCCAGAACGCAGCACAGAUCUACCGUAAAGUCACCAGCGGGAUGAAACCAGACAGUUUUUACAAAGUCAAGGUCCCAGAGCUCAAAGAGAUCAUCGAAGGAUGUAUCCGGAUGGACAAAGAUGAAAGGUACACCAUCCAGGACCUGCUGGAGCACACGUUCUUCCAGGAGAACAACGGCGUCCAUGUUGAGUUGGCUGAGGAGGACGACAUGGUGAAGUCAGGCCUGAAGCUGUGGCUCCGGAUGGACGACACCAAGAAGCUGCACGGGAAGUACAAGGACAACAACGCCAUUGAGUUCCUGUUUGAACUCUACAAGGAUGUGCCAGAGGAGGUGGCGCAGGAGAUGGUGGUGCUGGGCUUCGUGUGCGAGGCUGACUUCAAGCUGGUGGCCAAGGCCAUCCGGAACCGUGUCAACGCCAUCAAGCGCCAGCGGGAGAAACUGCGCCUCCUUGCAGAGAAGAAGAAGGAGGCCAUUGAGGAGGAGCCUGAGCCUGCACUGCAGCCGCCCUCCCCGAAAAUCAACAGGUCUCCAUCAAUGUUGGAGACUCCUCAGUGCCCCAUCCUCAUCCCCACCCCGACCCCCACACCUGCCCAGAGCCAGGUUCAGACCCCCCCGAACCCUCUGACCCACACUCUGUCCCCACUCAACAGCUAUCUAAACUUGGGCAUCAAUGCCAGCUUCAUCCCUGAACCAGAGGAACCAGAGGCAGACCAGCAUCAGCACUUCCAGAUCCACCACACCAGCUGCUCCUCAGCCAACUCUGACUGUGAGACAGACGGCUAUCUCAGCUCCUCUGGCCUCCAGGACCCCCUGGAGACAGCGGUCAGCCUCAAAGGGUCAACCCUCAAUGGGACUGGGACUACCUCCCGCAAUGGACACCCUCACCACCACCCCAUCCCAGCCCUUCGCUUUCCCUCUAGUAUUGCAGUAUUGGGUAAUACGGAGCAUGGACACUCUGGAGGACACCCUCCCAGCGGCUUCACCUCACCUGUGGACAGCUACGCCUCUGACAUGAUCUCGGGUUUGAGUGACGUCUAUGAGGGCCUAUCAGAGAGGAGCGGCAAGACUGCUGCCAGGCGCACGGCUGGCAAGCUGUUCCGGAGAAGGGCCCGUUCAAGACUGCGCAUCACUGGGCUCUCUGACAAAGACGACCGGGUGGUGGAGUGUCAGCUGCAGACUCACAAUGACAAGAUGGUUACCUUCAAGUUCGACCUGGACGGAGACAACCCAGAGGACAUUGCAGCUGUCAUGGUUCACAAUGAGUUCAUCCUGCCAGCGGAGAAGGAGGGGUUUAUCCAACGCAUAGGUGACAUCAUCAAGAGGGCAGAGGCUCUGAUGAAGGAGCAUAAGGUCCACGUGGGUGGCGGCCACGGAGCACCACGCCACCACAACGCGGUCAACUCACUAUCCGCGUCCCAGCCCAAUCUUCACAGUCACAUUCUGGAGCGGACACACUCUUCCUACUCUCUACCUGACUUCAGCAUGGCUGGCCCCAGUGUAGGGGUAUGUGACUCUCCCUCAGGGCCCACUGGUGGAGGAGACUUCUUCAGCCCAGCAGACAUGACUUCACCUGCAGGGAGACCUCUAUUACGCUCCCAGUCUUUCCAAAACGCCCCAGGUUCUCCUCACUACUACUACCACCACCCAGCCUCCAUGUACUCCUCAGAGCCCCCCCAGCAGCAGCAACACCAGCAGUACUACCACAUGCCCCCCUUCAUGGGCCACACACACUUCCCCUUCCCCUACCCAGUGAACCCCGGUGCCCCCAAACCAGUGGGGUCCCAUCCUUCCCUCACACGGGUCGCCAGCAACCCCACGUUCCCCUCCGUCCUCUCCCCAGCCCCAGGCUCCCCUGGCGGCCCCCACUCUGAUGCUCCGAGCCCCUCUGAGUACAGCGGUGAGGGGAACCCCCUGACCCUCCCUCCUCACCCCCAGAACCCCAACAUGUGGCCCUCCCACACACAGCCCCUCUUCUCCCUGGCCAACGUAAUCUCCAUGGCAAUGAGCAUGGCUCAAUCCUUCAUCCCUGCCAACAGCCUGGCUAACCAGGGGAUGCCGUCUAUAGCAGGCUUCCACCCCCAGCUAACCCACCCUCAGUCGGUCUACUCGUCCGUCUACUCCCCCCACUACCAGACUGCUCCAGUGGAGCUCCCUUACACCCAGGGUGGGACGCCUGGCCAAGGGCAGCAACACAGUGUCUACCAGGGCCCAGACACUCCACCACAGAUGCAGAGGGAUGGCUCAGUGUCUGUGUACUCUCAAAAUGGACACCCCGGCUGGCAGCAUAAUCACAUAUCUCCCCCUAUGAUGGGCUACAACAGCCCACAGAUGGUAUCACAGCAAGCAGCAUCCAGCCCUCUAUGCCAUUUACAGAAUAGUUCCCAGGGGUCCUACAUGGUUCCUCAGGACCAGUCUGAUGUGUCCAGCUGUGCGUCAGGGUCUGAUCUGUCCCCUUCGUCCCCAGACAGCCCGGAGAGCACAUUAUCAUCGUUCAGCUCAACCACACCAAUAUCGAGACCUACGGUGCCUGAGAUGAACGCCAGUGCUCCCAAGCCCAGACUAUCCCCCAGUUACACAGAUCCCCCGCCUGCUGCCGUCACAGUGGGUCGUUUCCAGGUCACCCCUAGCAUGGAGAUCCCUGUGCCUGCUGCACCAGAUGGACAAGGCUCUAACCCCACCAGGCCCAAGUCAGUGGGCAGCUCCUCCCCAGACCCCACCAGGCCCAAGUCAGUGGGCAGCUCCACCCCAGGCCCCACCAUGCCCAAUUCAGUGGGCAAAUCCACCCCAGGCCCCACCAGGCCCAAGUCAUUGGGCAGCUCCACGACAGGCUCCACCAGGCCCAAGUCAGUGGGGAGCUCCACCCCAGGCCCCACCAGGCCCAAGUCAGUGGGCAGCUCCACCCCAGGCCCCACCAGGCCCAAGUCAGUGGGCAGCUCCACCCCAGGCCCCACAAGGCCCAAGUCAGUGGGCAGCUCUACCACCUCCGAGAGCAGCACAGAGGAGCAGGGGCGGGCAGAAACCAGCCUGAACACCUCCCUCACUCUCUCCCCCCCAGACCGACACCUCCCUGUGGAGGAGGACCGGGAGGUCCAGGUAGGGUGGGCCGGGACCAAAGAGCAGCAGCAGGAAGAGGAGGAGGAAGAAGAGGGGGAAGAAGAUGAUGAGGAGAAGAAAGAGCAGCAGAUAGUAAGAAGGAGGAGUGUGUGUAGUCUCAGUCUGAUGGGUACGUCUGCAGACAGCGGCCUGUCCGUCACGGUGGUGGAUUCAGAGGGGCGUGGCCUGUGGGAGGGAGGUGCAGGGAGCCCUACCUACAACUCGGCCCUGCACCACUUCUGGCUGAGCUACAGCCGCAACUUCACGUACAUGAGCAGUGACGACUCGGAGAGCGAGGACGAGGACAUGCGGGAGGAGUUGCAGGUGAUGAGGGAGAAACACUUGGUGCAGGUGCAGAGUCUCCAGGCCACCCAGAAGAGGGAAAUUGAGGAGCUGUAUGAGAGGAUGGGGAAGGUUCCCCCUGCGGGGAUUGUCUCACCUGCCGCCAUGCUCUCCAGUCGCCAACGCCGUAUCUCUAAGGAGAGGAGUUACCCCUCCACCUCCCGCAGAAACAGCCUGCAGCGCCUGGACAUGCUCCCCCUCCAAGGUAUCAUCAGGAGGAACUCUCUGGGUGGCAGCAACAGCAGCAGCAGCUCUCUGGAGAAGCCCUCUAAAGGGGUGACCUUUGCUUCCGAUGUCAGUAGAAUGUAAGAAUCUUCAGCCAUGCUUGCUGUAGAAUAAGCCGACUACCUCAUCUAAAAUGUGACUGAAAUAAUCAUACCCAUCCUGCUGGAGGAAAGAACUGACAUCACCUCUAAACCCUUU
Oncorhynchus kisutch (coho salmon) is the source of this 5226-nucleotide messenger RNA. RefSeq names its product WNK lysine deficient protein kinase 4a (gene wnk4a). The record is from RefSeq and is a predicted model, not a curated record. Gene Ontology annotation, biological process: protein phosphorylation. Gene Ontology annotation, molecular function: ATP binding; protein serine/threonine kinase activity. NCBI's taxonomy places the organism in Eukaryota, Metazoa, Chordata, Actinopteri, Salmoniformes, Salmonidae. The transcript has 20 exons. The coding region runs from base 202 to 5112 and encodes 1636 amino acids.